This is a messenger RNA of Paramecium pentaurelia, 637 nucleotides long. The record is from the annotation of a GenBank genome assembly. NCBI's taxonomy places the organism in Eukaryota, Ciliophora, Oligohymenophorea, Peniculida, Parameciidae.
AUGCAAUCAUUAAUCUAAGCUUUUCAGCAAAAAAUAUCCUUGUCUGCUUCAUUUGUUAAAUAAUCUACUCCAUAAAUAUUGUUUGGCAUAAGUCUACUUUCUUGUUUAUACCUUUUAAAUUAAUAAUAAAAAGAGGAAAAACAAGUUGAACCUGAAAAGACUGAAAAAAAAUUAAAAAAAAAAGCAUCCAGCUAAAAAAAUCUGGAUGAUAAUAAGCCACAAUAUAUGGAUGUUAUAUCAGAUCUGGUAUGAAUAGUUUAAUUUAAAAGAAAAAAAGCUAAAAGAAAUUAAACAAAAAAAUUAAUAAGUAAUUUGAUGAUUCAAUUGACAACACUGAAGAAAAUAUACCUAGAUCACCUGAUUACAGUGUGGUUUCAGAAAUAGAUUAGAAAUACUUUUAAGAGUUGAUUCAAAAUUAAAAAAAAACUAAAAGAGCUUACUAAACUGAUUGUGAAUCAACACCUAUUAUAUCAUUAAGAGGGUAUGUUAUAUAAAAAGAGUUUUUAGAUUUAGAAGAAAUUAAUAAUUGAUAGGAGAAGAAGAUAAAAAAGGAGAAGAUCGUUUGUUUUAUAUUCUCAAAUAACGUGUAAUUGAAUAAGAGGAAAAAGAAAAUGAAAUUGAUGAAGAUGAUAUUUGA